Messenger RNA from Acanthosepion pharaonis, 1935 nucleotides. The record is from the annotation of a GenBank genome assembly. NCBI's taxonomy places the organism in Eukaryota, Metazoa, Mollusca, Cephalopoda, Sepiida, Sepiidae.
UUGUUAUUCAUCAUUUUUUUCUAUCUAUCUGCUAUUCAUUUUGUUCUUCUCUCUUCCUCUUUCUUCAUUUCUUUCUUACUUUUUGUUCUUGUUUUUAUUUCCUGUUCUUUCUUUUAUUUCUUCGUCAAAACAACUCCUUUUCUUUCUUUCUUUUUUAAAUCUUCUUUAUCUUUUAUGUUUGUUUCUUCCUUUCUUUUUUCAUCCUUUCUCUCAUUCUUUAUUUGUUUCUUUUUACAAGUUUUUCUUUUCUUCCGUUCUUUCUUUUUCUUCAUGAAUUUAUUUGCUGCUUUGACUUUUACAACUUGUACCUACCUAAUCGUUUUCUUUUGUUUGCUUCUUUCUUUCUUUCUUUCUUUCUUUCCUUCUUUCUUUCUUUCUUUCUUUCUUUCUUUCUUAGCUUUUAUCUUACUUUCUUCUUUUCUUUUUCCAUCCCUUCUCUCAGUCUUUGUUUCUUUCUUUUUUUCUUUUAUUAUUCUUUCUUUUAAAUUUUGUGCCGCCAUAAUCAUUUUUUCUUUUCUUUCUUCCUUUCUCUCUUUCCUUCUUUCUUGUUUUCUUUCUUCUUCCUUAUAUUUUAUCUAUCUUAUUUCCUUUCUCUUUACGCCCUUUCUCUCUCUCUUUCUUUCUUUCUUUUUUUAUUUUAUUAGUCUUUCUUUUCUUUCGUUCUUUUUUUUUCUUCAGGAAUUUCUUUUACACCUUUCUUUUUUUUUCUUUUGUUCUUUCUUUUACACCUUGUGCCGCCCUAAUCAUUUUUCAUUUCUUUCUUUCUUUCUUUCUUUCUUUCUUUCUUUCUUUCUUUCUUUCUUUCUUUCCCUUUUUAUAAAUUCUUUUUAUUUGAAUAGCUUUUUUUUUCUUCCUCUUUUCUCUUCUCUCAAUUCAUGUGAAGGUUUUUCCCUUGUUCCUCCUCUGGUCUCCAUUUCUUUUAAUAGUUGUUUGUUCCUUUUCAUUUUCCUUUCUAAAUUCACUUCUCACUUUUCUUUCCCAUUUUUAUUCUUCUUUCUCUUCUUUCAAUUUAUGCAAAUAAUUUAUCUUUUUACUUUUCCUUUAAUCUUUCUUUCUCUCAUCUACUUUUAUUUUAAUUGUAUUGUUUAUUUUCAUUUUUCUUUCUUAAUUCUCUUCUCUCUAUUUUAUACGAGGCAAUUGCUACGUACGUGUCUAAUUCUAUUCACAUCUAUCUAUCUAUUGCUUCCUUCUGUCCUGUACCUCUGUCUACACAAAUUUCUUCAUAUCUAUCUAUUUAUCUAUCUAUCUAUCUAUCUAUCUAUCUAUCUAUCUAUCUAUCUGUUACUUCCUUCCUUCCUCAUUUUCUCCCUCCCUUCCUUCCUUCCUUCCUUCCUCAUUUUCUCCCUCCCUUCCUUCCUUCCUUCCUUCCUUCCUUCCUUACUUACUUACUUACUUACUUACUUACUCUAUCUACUCAAGUCUGUUUAUAUUCAGCUAGCUAGCUUAUUCUGCUCAUAUCUAUCUAUCUAUCUAUCUAUCUAUCUAUCUAUCUAUCUAUCUAUCUAUCUAUCUGUUACUUCCUUCCUUCCUCCCUUUCUUCCUUCCUUCCUCCUUUUCCUCCUUCCUUCAUUCCUUCCUUACUUACUUACUCUAUCUACUCAAGUCUGUUUAGCUCAUUCUGCUCAUAUCUAUCUAUCUAUCUAUCUAUCUAUCUAUCUAUCUAUCUAUCUCUUCCUUUCUUCUAUCCUUCCUUUAUCUCUGUCUACCCAAUCUGUUCAUAUCUAUCUAUCUAUCUAUCUAUCUAUCUAUCUAUCUAUCUAUCUAUCUAUCUAUCUCAUUCUGCUAAUAUCUAUCUAUCUAUCUAUCUAUCUAUCUAUCUAUCUAUCUAUCUAUCUAUCUCUUCCUUCCUCCCUCCCUUCCUUCCUUCCUUCCUUCCUUCCUUCUAUCUAUCUCAGACUGUUCAUGAUCUAUCUAUCUAUCUAUCUAUCUAUCUGA